AAAGAAAGCUUUUUAAUGAGCAUUUUAAUGCAUAAAGAAUUGCACGAAUCAAGGUUUGUUGAAAAUGGAAUCUAAAUUUUUAGUAUUUGAUGAACACUGUUUUCCUCGGAUUAACUAUUUCAAAACACGACUGAUACGAUUUUAUCCGAGAAUGAAGAAUGUAUUAGAUUUUGAAUUUACUUUCCCGGGUCGAGGCUUGAAGAAAAUGCGUAGUGAUGACACAGAAAGAGAUACCAUUAAUGAACUGAUAAACCAGGGCAUAUCAGUUGAAUGUAGAUCUAUAGAUAAUGCUCUACUGAAUGCAAUAACAGAACAAUCCAUUGCUAUAAAACCAGAGUAUCUUCAAAAGGGAGCACAGCAAAAACAUGGUGAACUUUCGAAAAGUAUCGCAUCCCUAAUAGUGACAACUGAAAAGGAUCUUGAAGAGACAGCUAGACAUAUGGCAAAUGCCAUUUAUUCAGAUCACAUUGUUCUGGCUGUAUUUGUCGAAGAUGCGAAUAUCCGUCCAGAACUGAACAGUCUCUUAGAAGGAAUUAAACUGCCAUCAGACCAGAAAGUCGUCGUGAAACUAAAUUUUGCUAACAGAGGCGAUCCUACAACACCUACCCCAAAUGCUCGCAAAUCAAGAAAGUUACAAGGUGAGCAAGUAUUAAAAUCAGAUCAAUCCGCAUCGUCAAAAUUUUAUUCUUUCUCGGAUUGGAGGGAAUCGAAAGAAAGUACAAAGUCGCCACCAAGGUCAAGAUCAAUAUCCCCAAGACGUAGAAGAAUUUCGCCAAGUAAUUAUCGUAGUAAAACAAGGCAAAGAAGUUUAUCACAAAGUUCCCAUUCCGACUCGGAUACGCCAGAAUCUUCAUCGCCCUCACCAAAACACAAUAUCAGACAAAAGUCUAAAUCUAAAAAGCAGAAAACAGACGAAAGUUCUUCGUCAACGGAUAAAUUACUCUAUGUUCCCGCUAAAAAAUAUCUUGCAACUUUACCAUCAUCCUGUACAUCAUCGUCACCUGUUACGUCAUCAGUAAGCACUCGUAUGUGCGAUGUUUCACCAUCCAGACAUCAUAUGCCCAUCAAUCAAGAACCGAUGGACGUGGAAGAUUCAGAGGAAUGCCAUAGAGUAACAAGGAAAACCAGGAAAGAACAUGACGAUGGAAAUGUCCCAUGCACAAUUCAACCUGGUCCGAUCUCCUUUGAAAACAUAGACAAGUUGGAUAGUGAAGCUUUAAAGAGCGCUGUUUCAUUACAACUAGAGACCUACCUUGCUGACAUCAUUGAACGAAUAAUUAAAUUACUGAAAGCGGUAAGGGAUAGACGAGACUCCAAUGCCAAAGUCGAAAACGUCACUACCCUAGACAAGCUUAUCUAUGAAAUAGAGGGUCUUUUAGGUCAAAGCAUAACAAAGAAGGGGGUGAAAAUGAAGAGUGAGAUUGAGCAGACAAGACUACCUCCACGUGUGACGCAAGAUCUGCUUAGAGUGGACGGUGUCUAUGGAUGCGGCACUAUUUACAGCAGACUUAAUGUUCAUAUUGAAGUUAAAACAGAAAACGAUCGGGCAAAAGUAGAGGAAAACAUAAGGAAAGUCGUCACGGAAAAACAUGAAAUUCAAGACUACGUGGUCAAUGUUGUAAAGUCGAGACCCGCCUUAUACGGAAGUAGAAGUCUUGUAGUCUGUCAUUAGAACAGAACAGACCAUAUUUAUUCAACAAUAAUUAAUUAAUUGAAUUUGCAAUACUCUUCCAUACAUGCAGCACAUAUAAUUAUAUAUUAUUAUUAUAUAAAAGGGUAUAAAGCAUUAGAGGGUGUAAAGCUUAUAUGCUUAUAUGAAUUUCAAAAUCUGUGAAACUAUGUUGUUUCCACAAAUUUACGAUCAUUUCACUUACAUCUGAACAGUCUUAGUAAAAUUGACUUCUAAUCCAGUUACCUCUCUGCGUGGGUUCGAUCCCCGGGAGAUGCUUUGGUAGUUUAGCGCGGAGGAAGGUAGUCUAGUACUGGUGUAACACUCCAGGAACGAUGGUUAGGAAACUAACCGCCUAUAUAUGACUGAAAUACUGUUGGGAAAGGCGUAAAAUGAAACAAACAAACAAACAAACAAGUAAAAUUGAAAAACAUGUAAAGGGAUAGUAUGCCUUAGAAACGAGUACAUUUUUUUCUUUAGUAAGGGCAAAUAUGAGUUUUAUAAUGAAAUUAUGGUUUGAGGGCAUGUUAGAUGUAUAUUAUCUAAAGAAAGAAGUGGUAUAUAUAAAAGAAAAUAUUUGUGUGAAUGUAAAAAAGAUAUUUGUCAUAAAAGUAGCAAAAUGUAAACAAAGUAGUAUUUUGACUUGGAACCAUGAAAAACAAUUCAAUUAUACUAUAAGUUUUUUUUGUUGUGAUUUAUGAUGUUUAUUUAAUUGUUAUUAUUAUUAUUAUUAUUUAUAGAAUGAUUUAUUCUAUAUGAUUGUAUUUUUGUCAUAUAUCGAUCAUGGCAGCUUUUUCACCGUUUAUGUUCAUAUGGAUUAUUAUUUUCGUGUACAUAUGUAUAAUAUUUUCUUGUUUACUAGUACAUUAUAUUUUCUUAACACAAUCAGUUUUAAAUGACCAAUUGCCAAAAUAGCAACAUAAACGAAUGCUGGUUCAGGUAGUUGACCAUUGAGUUUGGAAUAAAAGGGCAUCAAAAUAAAAAGCUUUUGAAAAAUUAAAACUAAAGCAUUUCUAGGGCAUAAUGGGCUUCAUAAUAUGACAUUGCUGUUUUAAACCCGGGGGUUAUUCAAUUUAUUUUUUUCAAGAACAAUAAUAAGAUAUCUGAGCUUUUGAAUAUUUUCAUCUGUAUUGCAAUUCCACAGAACAAUAAUAUUUUAUAACUGUGUGAACAAAAAAUAAUCUUUUUAGCUAUAUUUAUAUCCCCCAUUGUGGAUGAUUUUCAAUUGAUAUUUUUCAAAAACUGCUCGUGCCUGAAAUAAUACACAAAGGGGAACAUUAGGUAAAGCUGGAAAGUCGCACAACAAAGAAAAAACGCUAAUGAAAUAGUCGUAACUGGAAUUUGGUGUAUUAAUAUAUAUACAUGGAAGAAUAUGAAAGAUUGAUUAUUAUAAAACAAAUUAGAUUCAGCGUGGCUGUAUUAUUUUAUAUUUAAAAGGAUUCUUCAUUGUAAGCAAAAUACAAUGUACAUUGAAUGGUAUGAGGGAUACUGAAAAGAAUUCUAUAAAUAGUAACAUGAUGGAAAAACCAUUUAUUUUUAGUCGGCCUAAAUAUAACUCGACGCGCAUUGCGUGCAUCUGGUUACAUAAUUAUACGUUGUGAUAUUAUAUUUAUUUAUAGGAUUAUUUAUUUGAAGUUUAGUCACAUAUCAAGGAAGGCAGCUUGUUCACAUCUUGUAUUCAUUUUAUUUUAUCAACCAAUCAAAAUUGAGAAAUACUCAUUUUUUACAGAGUAAUGACUAAUUUGAUGAAGUGAUUAUUGUUUUCUGAAAGCGAAAUAUUGUGUCAUACAAUUAAAAUCUCUUCAGUCUUUGAAUGCAUUAUUUUUUUUUAAUUUGUUCGUUUUUGGACAGUUGUAAUUUGCGUAGCAAAGAAGUUUUAUAGUAGUUUUAUUUAAUAAAUUAUUGAAUAAAAUUUCGUGUCAGUUGU
Molecule: messenger RNA, 3596 nt
Organism: Ruditapes philippinarum (Manila clam)
Lineage: Eukaryota; Metazoa; Mollusca; Bivalvia; Venerida; Veneridae
Exons: 4
Coding region: 65-1672 (535 amino acids)
Source: RefSeq, a predicted model, not a curated record